Messenger RNA from Zingiber officinale, 1173 nucleotides. RefSeq names its product IQ domain-containing protein IQM2-like. The record is from RefSeq and is a predicted model, not a curated record. The transcript is spliced from 8 exons. Lineage: Eukaryota; Viridiplantae; Streptophyta; Magnoliopsida; Zingiberales; Zingiberaceae. Gene Ontology annotation, molecular function: protein binding. The coding region runs from base 1 to 1173 and encodes 390 amino acids.
AUGUCAAUAUCGCUUUUAUAUCGAGAGGCUGAUGAUGACUCCAUGGACAAAAGCUUGAAAUCUAACAUCACAAAAACCCUUAGUUUAACUGACAAAGUAUGGUUGAUCUUGCGAUCCACAAGCUUUAAGGGCCAACAUGUCGUCCAAUCCACUCUUAGAACUUGUCAAUCUGGUAAACUAAUGAUUCGUGGAUUCCUAAGCUUCAACAGUAGAAGAAAAGUGUGUCCUUUCGACAUUCAGACAUCCAAUUCGGUGUUAAGUCCUCGUAGUGUUGCAAAAGACAACAACAAGGGCUCAGAUGAGUGCAAAACUCCAAGAGCCCAUUUAACAAAUGAAACUUUACAAUCCCCAGAGCUGGAGGAGGAGGCUGCUAUCAGGUUGCAGAAAGUCUAUAGAAGCUUUAGAACAAGGAGACAACUUGCAGAUUGUGCAAUCAUCGUAGAGCAACAAUGGUGGAAGGUGAUAGAUUUUGCAUUGCUCGAGCAAAGUUCUGUGUUGUUUUUUGACCUGCAGAAGCAAGAGUCAGCAGUUUCUCGAUGGUCAAGAGCGAGAACUAGAGCUGCAAAGGUUGGCAAAGGCUUAUCCAAAGAUGAAAAGGCUCAAAAACUUGCAUUGCAACAUUGGCUAGAAGCGAUUGACCCUCGACAUCGAUAUGGACACAAUCUUCAUUUCUACUACGACCAUUGGCUCCAGUGUUUUUGUGGACAACCCUUUUUCUACUGGCUUGAUGUGGGUGAAGGAAAAGAAAUUAACCUUCAAGAACAAUGCCACAGACAAAAGCUUCAACAACAAUGCAUAAUGUAUCUUGGACCAAGAGAAAGGGAAGCCUAUCAAGUUAUCAUUACAGAUGGAAUAUUCAUGUACAAGCACAAUGAACAGAUUCUAAACACAAUUGAUAGCCCAAAUGAUGAAAAGUGGAUCUUUGUUUUAAGCACCUCAAAAAUAUUAUAUGUUGGUCAAAAGAAAAAAGGUAGAUUUCAACAUUCAAGUUUUCUGGCUGGCGGAGCGACAUCAGCUGCAGGAAGAUUGGUCAUAGAACAUGGAAUCCUCAAAGCUGUUUGGCCUCAUAGUGGGCAUUACCGGCCUACAAAUGCAAACUUUCAGGAGUUCAUGAGCUUUCUACAACAACAUGGUGUCGAUAUAGCUGAUAUAAGGGUGAACAUUCCAAUUUAA